Molecule: messenger RNA, 1824 nt
Organism: Contarinia nasturtii (swede midge)
Lineage: Eukaryota; Metazoa; Arthropoda; Insecta; Diptera; Cecidomyiidae
Exons: 2
Coding region: 646-1695 (349 amino acids)
Source: RefSeq, a predicted model, not a curated record
CCUUUCCGAAGAAAACAACAAUCUUCAAGCCAAAAGAAAAUUCGGUUUGUUUUUCUUCACAAUACAGUCGCUCGGAUUAUUUCGACUUCAAGUGAAAAUAAAUCUAGAGAAUUUUGCAACAAACAACCAAUUCACGAAUAAGAAAAUUGGAUAAAGUGAAACGAAAACAAAAGAAUUUAGUGAAUAUAUUAAGUUGAAAAUAAAAUAACUCAUUUAAAAUUCAGUGGGAAGAAAAAAAGGUAGAGAGAGAGAGAGAGAGAAAAAAAUCGUUACGAGAACAUUUCCAAUAACGGUCUUUAUUUACAUUUUUGCAAAGAAAUCGCAUACUUUUUUUCCACUUUCGAUUGCUCAUUGUUGGAAUAUUUGCUUUGAAUAUUCUUUUGUUAUUUGAAUGAAUUUUAAAUAAGAAGAAACAUUCAAACGACGAUACCGAAGAAGUUAAACGCAAUCUUUCGUGUUAUAUAUAUAUAUAUGUGAUUAUUUACGGAUUCAACAAAUUUGUGAAAAAAAAAAUCGACAGUUGGAUCAUCAAACCUCUGGGUAGAAGACAGUUGAAGCGAUCACCACUUCCAACUUGGGGACCAUCGGAUAAACACCUUUGGGAUUUACUUUUUUGUGUGUCAUCUUUUGUUUGAUUGUGGUAACAUGGUUGGAACAACGAUUUGGUUUUCAUUCGCUGUUUGUUGUUUGGUAGCCAUUCAAACGGCCUUGGCAGGAGAAUCCAAUGAACAUAUUCAUAUAAAGUUGCAUGUACCGCAGAUUAUAAAGAAACAUACACAUACACGAACCAUUUACAAGCAUCAUUUUGUUAAACCAAAAUCGGGAAAAAGCUUGUCGCAUGGACCAAUUCUGCAAACACUAUCAGCAUCACCAUCAUCACUGAAGCUUAGCAGCAGUAGCAGCGGUAUUGGUAGCAGUAGUAGCAAUCUGUUGAAAGCGAUACCAUCGCUAAGCGAAAGUGAGAGCAUUGCAUUGGGUUUCGGAAAGAAUAUGUGGCGACCAUCGGCAUCCGAUUAUCGGACCAGUGAAAUGAAUUAUGUGCCGAAGAAAAUGAAAGUACCAAAAAAGAAAAAUCCAUUUAAGAUGCUUGAAAUGAUGGCCGAAGCACAUGCCGAAGGUCACGAAGUUCCACCGCACAUCAUGAAGAAAUUGAAACCAGCACUGGCCGACAAUGAUAAUAGCGAGACCAGCGAAUAUUUUCCCGAUUAUAUGCUAGCCAAUGCCGAUUUAUAUAAUUCAGAUGAUAACAGUGCAUCGGAUUCGGAUUCGUCAAAGGGUGCCGAUUUAAUUUAUGUUGCACCACAAGUUGAUAAAUAUAAAGCCAAGAAAACAUCAUUGUAUCCAUCGAAAGUACUGCUAACACCAACACUUGCCACAGCGCUUAAAGGUAAAAAACCAAGAAUGACCCAUGACUGGAUGCCGGGUACAUAUUCAACAUCACUCAGUUCAACAUCAUCGACCGCAUCGGACUCCGAUUCAGAUGAUGAAUCCGAAAUCAAACACACCAUUUCACAAAUGCUCAAAAGAAAUAAGCUACGAAAACCGAAACGAAUAACAUUGCCAACACUUCACAGCCCAUCCGAAGAUCAUAUCAACAUCUUGAAGAUGACACGCAAACCUAUGUCAAUUACGAAUUUCACUAAAUUUAAGAAUCGACUAUCGGCUGCUGCGUCCACACUAAAUACAAGCAUUUAACAAAAAAAAUAUAUAUAAUAAAUUUGAAGGAACGACAGGAGAAUAUUGUCACCGAUUGACAGACGUACGACGAUCAAAUUAUACUCGUUUUGGUUGAGAGCUACGAUAAACGCCUCAUUCAUUCAACAU